UGGCACAAUAUUUAAGUCAUAAUUUGAUGGUACAAAGGAAGUGUAUAAUGUAAGUAGGCUCAGACCCUACAUAACCACACCCCCCCUUUUCAGCGUGAUGCAGCCACACCCACCUUUCACCUCAGUGAAAACUUAGUGCGCCACGUUACUUCUCUACACCCGUCUCUCGCUCUUUCUCUGCUAAAGUUGGCAGGUAGGAUUAUUUUUCCUGAGGAAAAGGAACCUUCUAUGCUUUGAUUGUGUCAGAUAUUUCUGAUCUGGCUCAGACUUGUUGAUUGCAAUGCACCAAAUAGGUGACUUGUGUGAUACUGAGGAUAGAGAUAAUGAGGACAGAGAGAGACAUGAGAAGCUCCUCCAUGAUGGAGGGGGUCUGGAUGUGGCUGGGAUAUCACACACAUUACACACAUUAUCUGAUAUAAUAACAGAUGUAAAUGUAGACUUCUAUAUACAGGGAGCUGCAGACAUAUUACUGGAUGUAAACACAGCUAAUAAUGAUCUCCAUAUAUCAGAUGACAGGAAAACUGCAUCCUGGUCAGAUAGAAACCAGAAUCGUCCAGAAACUCCAGAGAGAUUUGAGCGUUAUUAUCAGGUGUUGAGCAGUCAGAGUUUCUCCUCAGGGAGACAUUACUGGGAAGUGGAUGUCGGGGGAUCAGAUGGAUGGAUAGUUGGGAUGUGUUACCCCAGUAUAGAGAGGAGAGGGGGGCAGUCAGGGAUUGGAAAUAAUAACAAGUCCUGGGGUUUGUACAAGAAUGGUGAUCAGUGUUCAGUGAUACAUGACAGUAAAUGGAUCCCCUUGCCCACCAAACUCUCCAGUAACAGAGUCAGGAUAUAUCUGGAUUAUGAGGCCGGGCGGAUCUCCUUUUAUGAUCUGUGUGACCCGAUCCAACACCUCCACACCUUCACCACCACCUUCACUGAGCCCCUCCAUGCUGGAAUAUGGGUAGCGAGAGGAUGUAUAAAGAUGUGGGGGGGGGAAUCGGGAGAUGUGAAUACUCAACCCAGAGACUGGUGACAUCACACAGAGAGAGGGUGGGAUAUUUGGUCGGUGGCCUGCAGAUAUCCCAGCCACAUUGUCUUGGAGCAAAAGUUUGAUUCUCAAAUUUGUGCUAUGACUUAGAUUAGGCCGAUCCGAAGCUCCGUGACCGUGCCCUCUG
Molecule: messenger RNA, 1154 nt
Organism: Rana temporaria (common frog)
Lineage: Eukaryota; Metazoa; Chordata; Amphibia; Anura; Ranidae
Product: E3 ubiquitin-protein ligase TRIM39-like
Exons: 1
Coding region: 281-1012 (243 amino acids)
Molecular function (GO): protein binding
Source: RefSeq, a predicted model, not a curated record